Messenger RNA from Condylostylus longicornis, 2125 nucleotides. Its product is annotated as IQ and ubiquitin-like domain-containing protein. The transcript is spliced from 12 exons. Gene Ontology annotation, biological process: cilium assembly. The coding region runs from base 1 to 2040 and encodes 679 amino acids. Lineage: Eukaryota; Metazoa; Arthropoda; Insecta; Diptera; Dolichopodidae. The record is from RefSeq and is a predicted model, not a curated record. Gene Ontology annotation, cellular component: acrosomal vesicle; motile cilium.
AUGGAUACUAGUUCUCAAACUAAAGAAACGGUUAGGGAAGAAAGAGAAGAGAAUAUUCCUGACGACAGUGCUUUUGAAUAUAGAAAAGUUACCGUAAAGUUUCAAAUAUCUGAUACUGAAAUGGUAGCACAAGUUUAUCCAAAUUGUCUUACAAUUGCUGAAAUAAAACAAGAUAUUGGAAAAAAAUUUGAAGUUGAUCCAAAAUUUUUAAUUUUAAGGCAGUUUGAAGGUGAAUAUGACGACGAUUAUCGUUUAUAUGAAACAUGUAGCAAUGAGUUCGGUAUCGUUGAGUUUUGUUUGGAGAUUUCCGAUAAAGCAAUUACUGAACACGGAAAAAUCCCUGAACUAAAUUUACAUGUAUAUUAUAGCAAAUUUCGCCUGGCCGAUUUUAUUACCGUCCAUAUACCAGAAGAUGAAACCACAAAUACUAAAAGUAAAGAUAUUCUAGUUGAAAUUCAUAACGAAUCAAUUUUAAAACCUUUUUUGGGAGGUUAUAAGGAUAAGGUAACAGGAAUCGAUUACUUCGACGCUUUUACGCAAACUGGACCACCAGUGGAAAAAAUUAAAACUUCUGGAAUUUACAGCAGAGAUACACAAACAGUACUUGAACAUACAAAAUCCAUUGAUACAAUGAUAGAUAGCUCCACACAAGCUUUUGGCAAUUCAAAUAAUAUAAUUAACGUGGAAAGUGCUAACGAUGUUAUUAUUAUUCCAAGGAAAUAUCAACCACAUGAUGAAAAAAAGAAAAGCGAAAGUAAAUUUGCUAAUAUAGUUUUGAUUCAAAGGAAUUGGAGGCGCUAUUUGUGGCAAAGAUUGAUAAAAGAAGCCGCUGGGGAGUUUCGCCGGUUACAAACCGAACAAGCUCGUAGAGAAGAAACAAGAGGCGAUACGUAUAUUGAUAGAUUUUCAAAUGAAGCAGCAACUAAAACAUUUUCAUCGACAAGAGAAGAUUUUGAAAUGUUAAUGGCACAAGUUGGACGUUGGAAGCAAGCAGAAACUGCCAGAAUAAAGAAAAUGUUUGAUGGUGGCCCUAGAAUUGUCGAAUUAAAUCUAUUAUUAGACAAGGAAAUCGAACUAAUAAAUGGAAUUGAACACCAAAAACAAAUUGCUAAAGAGGCUAAUAAAGAAAUAAAAGAAAAUAAAAUGCUCGAGAAAUUGUCGAAGCCCAUCAAAUGGAUUGGCUACAAAAAUUUAGUAAUUGAAAUGGAUCUUUUACGUACACAACGUGUAAGAUAUCUUAACAGUAUUUAUCAAGAAUUGAAGCAAAAUACCAAGUGUAAAUCAAAAAGAAUUGAAACUCUUAAUAAGGCGAAAAAAGCCCUAGAAAAUGAAGAUGUUACAGCUCAAGUUAACGAAAUUUUAGAUUUAUUUGAACGUGAAAAAAAUAUGCUUCUGGCAACUAAGCAUUGUGAACUAGAUGUAUUGCAUAAACGACAACAGUUAUUAUUCUUAGAUAUUAUUAAGUACUGUAAAGACAGGAAGCCUGAUAAGCCAGAAACAAGAAUGUGCGAUACUUGCAAAUGUAUAAAACCUAUAAAUGAUUUUGCAUUAAGAACCAGGCAAACAUCGAUUGAAACUUGUAACCGUUGUUUUUAUUUAAUGAACACGACAUCUGUUCUUGAUAAUUCGGUAUUUAAAGCUAUACUGAGAUCAAUUCAAAGAGACGAAAGAAGUCGCAGAACUUUAAGCUCUUAUGCUUUCAUUCUACAAGAAGAAGAUAUUAAAUACAUUAUUUGCAAAAUUUGGCAUGGUCACUCUAUUUUAAGUAAAUGCAGUGAUAUAGAAGACUUACGCCUCCCACGCUGGAAUAAAGCUGAUGACUGGUCCCCUUGGAAUUGUGUUUGUCUUACAUCAGCGGAAGCUCGUCACCACAAUAAGCUAAACAGGUUAGAAGACACAUACGAUGAAGGUAUUAGAAAAAUGAUAAAGAAUAAGCAUUUGCUUGGAAGAACAGCAUUUAAGCGUCUACAAGCGGUUGAAACUGAUUUUGUAGAAUCCGGUGAGUGGUGGAAAGUUGGCCUUAAUCAAAAAGCAAUAUAAUCGAUUAUUUUUUUCUGCUGUCUGAUGAUCAAAAUUUAAAACAAAAAUUCAAACAUUAAAACAAUCAAAUUUUAUUUUUCAUCUU